UUCGAGUAAAUGAUGCGAGCCAGACAAUUCUUGACCAAGUAAGUAACGGGCAACAGGGCAGUGUUAACCGGUGGUAAACCAAAGUCACCAGUUUUCUACAAAACGAGAGCUUGUGGGUAUUUUUAUGACCGAAUAAUACGAAGAGAAAUUUCUGAAGUUUGUUGCUGUCCCGCUUCGACACAAGACUGCGCAUCAUGCGGUCCAAACGCAGGCCGAGUGAGAGAGGAAAAAAUUGAAAUUCUUCUUGCUGAUAAUCUAAAAGUUGAAUGAGGGCGGGUUAACACUAACGAAGGCGGACAUGAACUUCGGCGUCCCCGCGAACUCGCUGCUUCUUCUACGUGCCUGCGAUGAGGGGGACUACGAAACGGCUCGGGGGAUCCUGGAGCCCGGAGCCUCGAAAGACUCUGGGAGGCAGAGCAGACUGCGCUCGGACGCGGGCUCGGAGUGCAACACGGCAGACUUGUUGUUGUCUCUUGUACCGGUGGACUGCACGGACGAGGAGGGAAACACCGGCCUGCAGUUUGCCUCGGCCAGCGGUCAUGAAAACUUGGUCCGUUUUUUGCUUCGAAAGGGAGCCUCAGUGGACAGCCGUAACAAUUAUGGCUGGACGCCCCUCAUGCAGGCUGCCAGAUUUGGUCACCUGACCGUCGCCCAUAUCCUACUGGAGAAUGGGGCAGACAUGAAUGGACGGAACAGGCUGGGUGCAAGUGUCCUGACUAUGGCCGCGCGUGGGGGACACACGCAUGUCGUGAAGCUUCUCCUGGAGAGCGACGCCUUCGUCGACGACUUUGAUCAUCUGGCAGCGGCUGCAGAGGCAGUCUCCAAUGGAAAUAACAACAACAGCUGCAGCGCGGUCGGUUUCGGAGCCGGCGAAGGCUGCGCAGGAGGUGGCGUGCGCGAUUUCAUGGAUGUUACAGCACUGAUGGUGGCGUCUCAGCACGGCCACGAAGCCACAGUGCGUCUGCUGCUGGAGUGGGGCGCAGACGUCAGUUUUGCACAGAAGACCACCGGCUGGGGUCCCCUGAUGGUGGCUGUGUUGAGUGGGAAGGUGUCUGUGGCCCAGCAGCUGGUGGAGCGCGGCGCUGAUCCGGACCAGGUUAAUGUGUUGACCAAGACGGCAUUUGAACUCGCCAUGCAGCUAAAACAGAGAGAGAUCAAGGCUUACCUGGAUUCCAUCACUACUGUACGACCACAGACUGAUGAUGAAAGACGAAGGCCAGACGUGUUCAGCGCCCUCAAACUGGGAAAUUCCCAGCUAGUCAAAGAAAUUUUGGAAGAAGAUCCCACUCAGGUGAAUUCCUCCAAUCAGGAGGGAGCGUCGCCACUGAUGAUGGCGGCAGUGAGCGGCCAGUUAGAAGUUGUGCACCUCAUGGUGGACAAGAAGGCCGACGUCAACAAACAAGAUGGAGUCCACGGGUGGACGGCCUUGAUGCAGGCCACGUAUCACGGAAAUAAAGAUGUUGUCAAAUACCUUUUGACUCAAGGGGCUGAUGUCAACCUUCGAGCAAAGAAUGGAUACACAGCUUUUGAUUUGGUCAUGCUGCUGAAUGAUCCAGACACCGAGCUGGUGCGUCUGUUAGCAUCGGUGUGUAUGCAAGUGGAUAAGGAGAGGUCCAAACACCGUGGCAGGAAUUCCGUCGGUCAUUCCAAAGGCAGGCUUGCCCUCAACAAUGCUCCUGUGCCACCUGAUGACAAAGGAGGCCUCAAGUCCUGGUGGAAUAGGAUGUCAAAUCGGUUCCGGCGGCUGAAGCUGACUCACACCCUGAGGCACGGCCUUUUGUCCAAUCGACUGGCUCCAUUCCCUGACGACGCGGAGACGUCUUUGGACGCCACGAUGAAAGCUGAUGCAAAACCUGCUGGUUCCGUCAACGCUGUUGUGGCCCCCACUGGUGCCCAGGGAGGAAGUGACAUCGGCGCCGUCUGGGCAGUCAAAAGCAAAGACACAGGUCUCUGCAGGGCGUCGUCAGAAAAGGAGGACAUGCUAAUUACCACAAUGCUUCGGAGUGGCGCUCCCCUGGCCCGGCUACCUAAUGACAAGCUGAAGGCAGUGAUCCCGCCCUUCCUGCCCCCAUCCAACUUCGAAUCAUGGAACUCGGACCGCUCGCACCUCCUCAGGGAGGGAAAAGGCGAAGCAUCCCGGCUUCCUAUGCCUCCACAGAGAAAGUUGAACAGCAGCGGCAACUCUGAUAUUACAUCAAUCAGUAGAGUGGUGAGCAGGUCCAUGAAGUUUCCCGGCAUUCCCAAAGGGCCCUCGUCCUCAUCUCCUUCCAAUUCUGGCCACUACCACUCGCCUCACUCCUCUGGGGGUUCCAAUGGCGUGGCAGGGCUCAAUCGGGACACGCACAACCGCUCAGGGGGCAGUGCAGACGGUGUUCUCGCCCAGAUAGCGGCCCAGCGGAAGAAGGCUGCCGGCUUGAUUGAUGUGAAGACUCAACCUCCUGAGAAACGGCACAGUCAAACUCUAAGUCCAACUCCUUCCGCCACCGCCGGCAUGCCAGCACCUGAUCCCAGCCUCCCUGACACCUCCUCACACCCCAAUCUGCUGACCUCUGACAUCUCCUCAAGAAGGAAGAUGGAUUUGAAGAGGAGGCCUCAGUCUGGAAAUUCAUCCACCUCUAAGAGCACAUCGCCCACUCUGACCCCGUCUCCUUCGCCCACCCCUAAGCCUCCUGGUGGGCAAGAUUCUUUGUCCUCGGCUUCUUCCCAUCCUCGCUCGAAGAGCAGCGGCGGCUCCAGCAGCGGAACCAUUACGGAUGAAGAUGAGCUAUCAAGUAUCUUAAAGAAACUGUCCUUGGAAAAAUAUCAGCCCAUUUUUGAGGAACAGGAGGUGGAUAUGGAAGCUUUUUUGACACUAACUGAUGGAGACCUGAGAGAACUUGGCAUCAAAACGGAUGGACCGAGACAACAGAUCUUGGCGGCCAUAUCAGAGCUUAACGCUGGGAAGGGCAGAGAAAGGCAAAUCCUGCAAGAAACCAUUCACAACUUCCAAUCAUCCUUUGGCAGCAGUGCCAGUAACCCGAGACCGCCUGGAGAGCCGCGCUCUCCAGCUAACUGGAUGAGGCACCAGGUUCGUUCCUCCAGUAAGAGGUAACUCUGAAAUGGACUGUAAACCACUGAAAUUAAUCCUCAAAUCCCGUUGACCCCUACGUCUAUGGACACUCAAGCGGCGAAGGUGUGGCACAGUUACUACAGAAUGUAAAAACAAGUCCCGGUACAAAUAUACUGACUGAGAAAAUGUGAUAGACACAGCAGGUUCUAAGUUUGUCAGGAAGUUUUCAAUGGCAAAACCGUGACAAAAAAAAAAAGUGCAAUUGUGAGGACAAUAAAGGGAG
Molecule: messenger RNA, 3332 nt
Organism: Hippocampus comes (tiger tail seahorse)
Lineage: Eukaryota; Metazoa; Chordata; Actinopteri; Syngnathiformes; Syngnathidae
Gene: anks6
Product: ankyrin repeat and sterile alpha motif domain containing 6
Exons: 18
Coding region: 299-3091 (930 amino acids)
Molecular function (GO): protein binding
Source: RefSeq, a predicted model, not a curated record